Schistosoma margrebowiei is the source of this 2549-nucleotide messenger RNA. Lineage: Eukaryota; Metazoa; Platyhelminthes; Trematoda; Strigeidida; Schistosomatidae. The record is from the annotation of a GenBank genome assembly.
GACUGUAACCGAAAUAUAUCACAUUCAACGUUGGAUUAUAUCAUUAGAGAGUUCACCAACUUGUUCAGAAUCAACAAACAUUUAUAAUUGUGGAUUUACUUUACUGGACCUAAUCCUAACACGCGACGUCUGAUCAAUUUAAUUACUAUUCUCUCUCUGGAAUAUAAACUUAGUGUCCGAUUUCAUUGCCCUGCAUAGAUUCAUUCCGUUUGUAACUGCUUUAUGGUUUGGUUUCACCUACCGUUAUUUCGAAGUUUCAAUUACGUUAAUCGGAAAUUACUGUCUACGCGUGCUAAAUUGAGUCCAUUAGCCGAUGCUUUUAAUUACCAUAGUUUAAAAACAAAGGAUGAACAUUUAAAAAAAACGACAGGUAUCUUUUGCAUAAUAUCAAUAUUUUUAAUCAUAUAGGACUUUUUGGCCAUCCGGUUUUGACGUCCCCUCAUAGUUUUCAAAGUCUGGUUGAGUCUACUAUCGGAGAGUGUCAUGUGUUGUGUGAUGAAGCUAUUUCUCAGACAAGAGUUAGAAAAAUAGUCCAGAUAUUAGACGAUCUAUCUGAUACAUUGUGUCGAGUUGCUGAUUUAUCUGAUUGUAUACGAAUGCUUCAUCCAGAUGAAGCAUAUCGCUAUUCUGCACUGAAAGCAUGUCAGUCAAUUGGUCAACUUGUUGAAGAAUUGAAUACUAAUUCAAACUUAUAUAAUGCCUCUGUUCGUGCAAGCAGUUCAUCUCAAGUGGAUAAAUUAAUUCCGGAUACACAUAUGGAUAAUGUUGAUAAGCGUGUACUCGAUUUAUUUGUAGCUGAUUUUGAACUAUCUGGUGUACAACUACAGGAUCCCUGUCGACACGAACAAUUUGUGCGUGCAGCUUCAUUUGCCUUAAAUUGUGGUGCUAAAUUUAUUGAAGGUUGCCAUAGUACAAUAACUUAUCCAUCGAAGUAUUCAACAAAUAGUUAUUCAAAUUCAAUUGAACUUGUUCAUCCACUUAGUGAUCAUCCAGAUCCUUCUAUCCGUUUAUCCACCUAUUAUGCAUAUUAUGCACCAAUCGAAGGCCAAGAAAAGUGUCUAGAACAACUUUUGAGUGCACGACAUGAAAUGGCACAAGCAGCUGGCUUUGAAAAUUAUGCUAAACGUGCCACGCUCUAUAGUUUAGCUGAAACACCUGAGAAUGUAGACGAAUUCCUUCAGCAUGUUUGUAAAAAACUUCGUCCUAUUUCAACUGAAGUAGCCAGAAAACAGUUAUUACCAAUCAUAAAAAACUCUUAUCGAAAAACGAAGAUGCACAACUUGCAAACGGAUUGUAAUGCAAAUUUAAUUUGGCCUAGUGAUUUAGCCUUUGCACUUGGUGUUAAACGCCAAGCAUUAUGUAGUCAUCAUUUGACAGAUUAUUUUUCAUUGGGUGCAUGUAUGGAAGGUGUAAGUCAAUUGGCUAAUUGUCUAUUUGGAUUACGUCUAGAAGUUGUACCGGUACAACCUGGAGAAGUAUGGCAUCCAUCUGUUAUCAAAGUUCAUGUCUAUUCGAAUAAGAAUAAUUCAACAGAACCAAUUGGAAUAGUCUAUUGUGAUCUGCUUGAUCGUCCUGGUAAACCUGCCCAAGAUUGUCAUUACACUAUACGUGGUGGCCGAUGUCUAGAUAAUGGUUCUAGUAAUCGAUCAUAUCAAUCUCCAAUUAUAACACUUCAAUUGACGGUAUCUCCGCCUGAAUCGAAUUCUAAACCACCACUUCUUAGUAUAGGACAAGUUGAAAAUUUAUUUCAUGAAUGGGGACAUGCAUUACAUUCUAUGCUUGCACGCACACGAUAUCAACAUGUUACUGGGACACGGUGUAGUACUGAUUUAGCUGAAUUACCAUCAACUUUAUUUGAACACUUUGCAUUAGAUCCGCGUGUAGUGUCAGAAUAUGCUCGACAUUGGAAAACAGGUCAGAAACCAGAUCCUAAUGAAAUAAUUGCAUUACAACAGUUAUCCAUUGGUUUAGGACUUGGUCAAAGUUUAGAAGUUAGUCAACAGGCUACCUAUGCUAUUCUGGAUCAAGUUUUGCACUCAGGUCCUAUUGAAAAUACUUUACUGCCCUAUACAAAAUUAACUCAUGAAUCAAACGGAUUAUGGCCUGCAUCCUCUAAAUUAUUAUCAGAUAUUCAAUAUAAAGUUGGACUAUCUGAUUGGUCUAGUUGUUCACCAGCUCAUCUAGGCGCAUGGCCUCAUCGUUUUACUCAUUUAGUCAAUUACGGUGGACGCUAUUAUGCUUAUUUGAUGGCAAAAGCUGGAGCUAAUCUUGUUUGGAGGCGUUAUUUUUCCAAAGAUCCUUGGUGUUCCUCAAGUGGACAACUUUAUAUGGAAAAAUUAUUAUGUCAUGGUGGCGAGUAUCCUCCAGCUAUUCUACUUUCGGACCUUUUGAAUUGUGAUGAUGAGAUCAACAGUCACAAUGUAUUAUUAUCUCCUAAAAAAUUAGCUGAAGGUUUAACUGAUCAGUUGGAAGAAAUGGAAAUGGCUUCAACUUCUUUACUGAACCGUAUUGAAUCACCGAGUUUAUUCAGACCAGAAUCGUACCAUUAA